AUGACCAUUGUGUUACGGAAGUAUCGUAGUAUAAGUCAGAAAUAUCAUCCACAUCCUGAUAAGCCUUACAAGGGUGCAGAAAGGUUUGCUUAUCUACCUGACAACGACGAAGGCCGACAUAUUCUUAGUUUGUUAAAAAGAGCGUUUGACCGGAGACUGAUAUUUACAAUUGGUGAGUCAAGAACUACAGGGAAAGAAGGCGUAGUGACGUGGAAUGAUAUACAUCAUAAAACAAGGCCCAUCGGUGGACCUGAAAAAUUUGGUUACCCUGACCCCACAUAUCUUAUCAGAGUUAAGGAGGAACUUGCCGCUAAAGGAGUGACUGACUGA
Molecule: messenger RNA, 330 nt
Organism: Ruditapes philippinarum (Manila clam)
Lineage: Eukaryota; Metazoa; Mollusca; Bivalvia; Venerida; Veneridae
Product: probable E3 ubiquitin-protein ligase DTX3
Exons: 3
Coding region: 1-330 (109 amino acids)
Biological process (GO): protein ubiquitination; Notch signaling pathway
Source: RefSeq, a predicted model, not a curated record